ACUUCUUUCAGCACCGCGGCGCGGACAGCUCCGGGGCGGGAGAAGAGGGAGUGAGUUACGGCCGCGGUCGGUCCGGGAGGGCUGUGCAGGGCAGGGGAGGGUAGACGCAGGCGGGCAGGCAGGGCACGGAGCCCCGCGACCCUCCCCGGAGGAGGCACCCACCCGGAACCGGACGCCGCUGAGCCCGAAGACAGACGGAGACGCAGGGAGCCGGGGCACUGGUGGCUCCGGGGAGAGGCCGCGGCCAAAAGAUGCCUGUCCGCAGGGGCCACGUCGCGCCCCAAAACACGUACCUGGACACCAUCAUCCGCAAGUUCGAGGGCCAGAGUCGGAAGUUCCUGAUCGCCAAUGCUCAGAUGGAGAACUGUGCCAUCAUUUACUGCAACGACGGCUUCUGUGAACUCUUCGGCUACUCCCGAGUGGAGGUGAUGCAGCGACCGUGCACCUGUGACUUCCUCACAGGCCCCAAUACCCCACGCAGUGCCAUGUCCCGUCUAGCGCAGGCCCUACUGGGGACAGAGGAGUGCAAGGUGGACAUCCUCUACUACCGCAAAGAUGCCUCCAGCUUCCGAUGCCUGGUGGACGUGGUACCUGUGAAGAACGAGGAUGGAGCCGUUAUCAUGUUCAUCCUCAACUUCGAGGAUCUGGCCCAGCUCCUGGCCAAGAGCGAGCGCCGCAGCCUGUCCCAGUGCCUGCUGUCCCAGAGCUUCCUGGGCUCCGAGGGCUCUCAUGGCAGGCCAGGUGCACAGGGUCCUGGCACAGGCAGGGUCAAGUACAGGACCAUCAGCCAGAUCCCGCAGUUCACACUCAACUUUGUGGAGUUCAACCUGGAGAAGCACCGCUCGGGCUCCACGACAGAGAUUGAGAUCAUCGCACCACACAAGGUGGUGGAGCGGACCCAGAACGUCACCGAGAAGGUCACCCAGGUUCUGUCCCUGGGCGCGGACGUGCUGCCGGAGUACAAGCUGCAGGCGCCACGCAUCCACCGUGGGACCCUCCUGCACUAUAGCCCCUUCAAGGCCGUGUGGGACUGGCUCAUCCUGCUGCUGGUCAUCUACACAGCCAUCUUCACGCCCUACUCGGCCGCUUUCCUGCUCAGCGACCAGGAUGAAUCUCAACGCAUGGACUGCGGCUACACCUGCAGUCCACUCACUGUGGUGGACCUCAUCGUAGACAUCAUGUUCGUUGUGGACAUUGUCAUCAACUUCCGCACCACCUACGUCAACACCAAUGACGAGGUGGUCAGUCACCCUCGCCGCAUUGCCAUCCACUACUUCAAGGGCUGGUUCCUCAUUGACAUGGUGGCUGCCAUCCCAUUUGACCUUCUCAUCUUCCGCACCGGCUCUGAUGAGACCACAACCCUGAUCGGGCUGCUGAAAACGGCAAGGUUGCUGCGGCUGGUGCGUGUGGCACGGAAGCUGGACCGCUACUCUGAGUAUGGAGCGGCCGUGCUUUUCCUGCUCAUGUGCACCUUCGCACUCAUUGCACACUGGCUGGCCUGCAUCUGGUAUGCCAUCGGCAACGUGGAGCGGCCCUACCUGGAGCCCAAGAUCGGCUGGCUGGACAGCCUGGGUGCCCAGCUUGGCAAGCGCUACAACGGCAGCGACCCGGCCUCUGGCCCCUCAGUGCAGGACAAGUAUGUUACGGCCCUGUACUUCACCUUCAGCAGCCUUACCAGCGUGGGCUUCGGCAAUGUCUCCCCCAACACCAACUCUGAGAAGGUCUUCUCUAUCUGCGUCAUGCUCAUCGGCUCCCUCAUGUACGCCAGCAUCUUUGGCAACGUGUCUGCCAUCAUCCAGCGUCUGUACUCCGGCACUGCCCGCUACCACACGCAGAUGCUGAGAGUCAAGGAGUUCAUCCGCUUCCACCAGAUCCCCAACCCGCUGCGGCAGCGCCUGGAAGAGUACUUCCAGCACGCCUGGUCCUACACCAACGGCAUUGACAUGAACGCGGUGCUGAAGGGCUUCCCCGAGUGCCUGCAGGCCGACAUCUGCCUGCACCUGCACCGCGCGCUGCUGCAGCACUGCCCAGCCUUCCGCGGCGCCAGCAAGGGCUGCCUGCGCGCGCUGGCGGUCAAGUUCAAGACCACGCACGCACCGCCUGGGGACACGCUGGUGCACCUCGGCGAUGUGCUCUCCACGCUCUACUUCAUCUCCCGAGGUUCCAUCGAGAUCUUGCGUGACGACGUGGUCGUGGCCAUCCUAGGAAAGAACGACAUCUUUGGGGAGCCCAUUAGCCUUCACGCCCGGCCUGGCAAGUCCAGUGCAGAUGUGCGGGCCCUGACCUACUGUGACCUGCACAAGAUCCAGCGGGCAGACCUGCUGGAGGUGCUGGACAUGUACCCUGCGUUUGCAGACAGCUUCUGGAGUAAGCUGGAAGUCACCUUCAACCUGCGGGACGCAGGCGGGGGUCUCCAGUCAUCACCCCAACCAGCUCCAGGCAGCCAGGACCGCCAAGGCUUCUUCCUCAGUGACAACCAGUCAGCUGCAGCCCCUUCUCUGAGCAUCUCAGAUGCAUCUGGCCUCUGGCCUGAGUUGCUGCAUCAAAUGCCCCCAAGGCCAAGGGACAGCCCCCCAAACCCUCAGGGAGACCCAGACUGCUGGCCUCGGGAGCUAGGCUCCAGGCUGGAGCAGCUUCAGGCCCAGAUGAACAGGUUGGAGUCCCGCAUGUCCUCAGACCUCAGCCGCAUCCUACAGCUCCUUCAGCAGCCCCUGCCCCAGGGCCACACUGGCUACAUUCUAGGAGCCCCUACCUCCAAUGACUUGGCCUUGUUUCCUGUGGCCUCAGCCACUCAGAGUCCAGGAACUAGGCUGCCCCAGGGUGGUCUGCCCCCUGCACAGGUCCCAGGCUGUGGUGACUUGAACAAGUGUAGGCUGAAGCGAAAGAACUCCUCCUCCGGGGUGCCUCCCCUGGUCAUGGCAACAGACAAAAUUCUCACACUGUCCCUGGAACAGGAACAGCCUGAGGGGCUUCUGUCACCCCUAGCCUCACCUCUGCAUCCCCUGGAGGUACAGGGACUCAUCUGUGGUCCCCGUUUUCCCUCCCUUCCUGAACGCCUUGGCCCCGUCCCUAAGCAGCUGGAGUUUCAGAGACAUGGCUCAGAUCCUGGGUUGGCCAGGAGUUAGAGCCACUGAACCCCAAGAUAGAGAUAAUAUGAGGGGAUUGAAGGUGGGUGAAAGUUAAGGAUUUAGGGGAGGCAGACAGCUGCCAAAUUGGCCUCUGAAAACCAUUCAUUCUUCUAGUAUAGCUACAAACUGCCAACCCAGGUGACCCACGAUGGCAUGGGUGAAGAUGGUCAGGACCUUCCCAGACUCCUCCAGGGCCCUAUUUAGAUGGUAGGCCUCGUGGAGGGUGGGUGAGGCUCAGGGGUGGAGGUAGCUUACAGGACAGAGAGGUCGGUGAAAAAAGAAUUUUCUGAUCUGUGUGAGAAACUUACUCCUUACGGCUCAGAACUAUACACCGCUUCACGGACCAGGACCCAAGGUUAGUGAGACCUCCUGCCAAGAGCCUGUAAACCGACUGGAGAUGAAAGUGUCCUCUGUAGUGGACACAUCAGAGCGCAGAGUUCCAGCCCCCAGCCGCUCUGCCCCUCAUGGUUCUAUGAUGACCUUUGGGACUCUAGCGGGCAGUGGAAUGUCUCACAGCUAAUAAAGUCUGCACAUUUCA
Molecule: messenger RNA, 3666 nt
Organism: Leopardus geoffroyi (Geoffroy's cat)
Lineage: Eukaryota; Metazoa; Chordata; Mammalia; Carnivora; Felidae
Gene: KCNH6
Product: potassium voltage-gated channel subfamily H member 6
Exons: 13
Coding region: 252-3125 (957 amino acids)
Biological process (GO): potassium ion transmembrane transport; regulation of ventricular cardiac muscle cell membrane repolarization; membrane repolarization during action potential
Cellular component (GO): membrane
Molecular function (GO): inward rectifier potassium channel activity
Source: RefSeq, a predicted model, not a curated record